AGGGCGCUGUAGGUCAGACCGGAAAAUCAGGAUAUUGAUAACACGAUUGCAAUUUAACAGUGAAAAUUCUUAUUUUUUGAUGCGUAUUUCGUUGUUUAGAAGGAUGUCAGUCGAUAUUGCAUCUCUUCGUUUGAAAUACAAAACUCCAAAGGAAGUUUUCACCGAAGAGAGCAUCGUCAAAAAGGAGCCAUUUUCCCUCUUUAAUCAGUGGUUCCAAGAUGCUUUGAACACGCCCGAGAUACUGGAGCCUAAUGCCAUUGCACUCGGAACCGUCAACAAAGAAGGAUUUCCCAGUUUGCGAUAUGUCCUGUUGAAAGACUACAGUCCCGCCGGCUUUACGUUCUUUACAAACUACGGCAGCCGUAAGGCACAGGAGAUCCAGGACAAUCCGAAUGUUGCGAUGACAAUCUAUUGGACGCCCUUGCGUCGUUCGAUCCGCAUCGAAGGAGUUGCUUCGAAGAUUCCGCGCGAAGAAUCUGAAAAAUAUUUCCAUUCCAGGCCGCGAGCCAGUCAAAUUGGCGCAUUGGCGUCUCCACAAAGUACGGCAAUUCCCAGUCGUCAGUACUUGGAUGAUAUCGAGAGUGAAAUUAAAGCAAAGCUCGGGGAGGAUGGUGAAGUGCCGCUGCCAAAUUGGGGUGGAUAUCUCGUUGUGCCACGCACUAUCGAGUUCUGGCAAGGGCAAACAAAUCGUUUGCACGACAGGAUUCGCUUUAAAAAGUUUGAUGGUGAUGUUAGUGCAUUAGAUGCCAAAGUAACGCAUGUUGGAGAAGAUGGAUGGAUCUACGAGAGAUUAGCUCCUUAGGAAAAAACAUGCACUGAGCACCAAAUCAAAGUCUUCCAAAAUUACGUAGUGAUAUAUUGGGUUUAGGACGCUCCAAACGAUACUCAAAAAUAAAAUGAAAAAAUUUUAGGCAAUACUAAAAAUAGUAAAAAAAUUUCAAAGUGAAAUGAAAAAUUUUCUUAAUAAAAUAAUAUUUUCAAUGAUUUUUCAUAAUUUGAGAGCAAAAAAAAAAAUAAGUGAAAAAUUACUAAAAAUUAAAAUUUUAAAUUUGUUAAAAAAUUCGCAAUUGAUUUUAAUUUUAAUUACGUUAAUCAAAAAUAAUUAAAAAUUUAAAUAAUUAUUAAAAAAAAUAAGUUGGAGUAAAACAAGCUAAAAGUUCUAUAAACAUUUAUAAUGGGGAAUUAAACUUUAUUUUUGAGUUUAAUUUGGAACAAGGUUAUUUAGAAAUAAAAC
Messenger RNA from Culicoides brevitarsis, 1234 nucleotides. Its product is annotated as pyridoxine/pyridoxamine 5'-phosphate oxidase-like. The coding region runs from base 80 to 802 and encodes 240 amino acids. The transcript is spliced from 2 exons. Gene Ontology annotation, molecular function: pyridoxamine phosphate oxidase activity; FMN binding. Gene Ontology annotation, biological process: pyridoxal 5'-phosphate biosynthetic process; pyridoxine biosynthetic process. Lineage: Eukaryota; Metazoa; Arthropoda; Insecta; Diptera; Ceratopogonidae. The record is from RefSeq and is a predicted model, not a curated record.